AUGAGUGAAACCGAUUUAUCGGUCUUGUGCGGUUAUGAUUGGCACUGGGACUCGAAAAACGAGAACAUAAUCACUUUUGGUGAAGACGGCAGUGGAAAGCUUAUUUGCCGGGCCGAGCUUAAUGUCUGGAUUGCUGCCGAGUUCGACUGGAAACUUCUUGGCAUCGGGGCGAAUAAGCAGCAGAGCGACGAAGACAAGCGCUGGUGGCGCAGUGGCCGGAAUGUCGAUCCCAGAACUGAGACAGUCCUUAUGCUCGAGAUGACUCUAACCAAACGGCGAAUUCCAAGUCUCGGAGAAGCCGACAUGUCUCGGUACACAAUCAACGAGGACAUACUCACCGACGACGCCUUCAAGUCCAAAAGAAUGCACAUAACACUAGAAACCGGAACAUUCGGCACGCAGUUCGACGCGAGACAAAAGGAGGAACUGCCGGAAACGCCGAAAUUUAAAUACCGGCUGACGUUUGACGUGUCUCCUUACCCCAAAAGAAAUCAGUGGAAAGAUCCAGACGGCGCGCCAGAUGCGAUGAAGUUCUGGGAGUGGACGCAGUUCUGUGGGUGUCAGAUUGGGUAG
Colletotrichum higginsianum IMI 349063 is the source of this 573-nucleotide messenger RNA. RefSeq lists its product as uncharacterized. NCBI's taxonomy places the organism in Eukaryota, Fungi, Ascomycota, Sordariomycetes, Glomerellales, Glomerellaceae. The coding region runs from base 1 to 573 and encodes 190 amino acids. The transcript has 2 exons. The record is from RefSeq and is a predicted model, not a curated record.